CUCGUGCGCUUCUCGUUGCUUCUCGUUGUUGUGGUAACGACGUCCAUCUCUCUCACAUACAAGCACUAUUUAUUUAUUUUUUUUAGUUCGGUUUAAUUAUAUUUGUAAAGAUUUUCAGACGAUUUUCGAUGUUAGGGUCAUAAUGGCACCAAAUCGGCCACCGGUGAGCAAGUCACAUGACCACCGAUCUCAACACAAGCCCAAAGAAUUCUUUUAUGAUUCAAGGAGCAAGAGCAAUGACACACACGUCAUCAUCGUCAUCACUGAUGAAACGUUGUGACAUCAAGAAAAGGCUCCAAACGGGUCCCGGGCGUUUUUCUGUCUGUUGGCUCGUCCUGGUGUGUGUGAUCCCCAGUGUGAGGUUGUGCCUGCAGUGUGACCUCGCCGUCCGCCACAUGCACGAGGACUUCAUGGCUUCAAAGCACGAAGUGACUGUACAAGAGCAGAUGGAUCUGACGAAAAUCAUCGAUCAUGCCUACAUCACCUACCAGGACACCAGCACGCAGCUCUCCGGGGUCAUCGAUCUUACUACUUUGUACCGAGCACAAACUGAGUAUGAGAGCGAGUUCAGGAGACACUGGCAGGAGUUGAGCACCGGUUCUAUCCAGUGGGAUAUGAUAAGGAUCCUGGAGAAAGGGAAAAGUAUCUUGAAGAAGCAUCUAGAAGUUUUCGUUGCUGAAGGACUGUGUCCAAAUAAAUGCGGUUUACUCUUUCAGAGUGUAAUGAACUGCUCUUCCUGCCAGUAUGGGCUGCACAUAUGUCAAUCUGAUACACCCCCUAAGGAUUGCGGAGAGCAUAAGUUGGUGGCACAUGAAGGCGAGCAGACGGUGUUGGAUUGUUUUCUCCCGUGGCACAGUUUGGUAGUAGGCCAUGCUAAGUAUCAAUACUCAUGGAAACGGGGAGCCACAAAUUUUUCAGCCAAGGACGAGUUUGAGGUUCUGGUGGUGACGAAGGACUCCAAAAUCGUCCUGAACCAGCUGAGUGUGAGCGAGCAGGGAGUGUAUCGCUGCAUCCUGCUGGAUCAACACGGCACUACACUCUCACACACACACUUCAUCCUCACCGUCAUCCCCAUGCCUACUUCACCGCCGAAACAGAUCCCUACACUUCCUUCCGUCCCUGAUGUCGAUGUGAGACAUGUCCAGCCCCCCAAGGACAUUCUGAUCAUUGCUGUCGCUUUUCUCACAGUCCUGAGCUUGUUUGGCAGCCUGGCCGUCGUUAUGCAUCUCGGGAUGGCGUUGAGACGGCAGAGGAAAGCCGAAGCGGAAGAAAGAGUAGAGAACCCAAGAUGGAGGAGAAGAGACUAAUGAAGAGGAUUCUACAUAAUAUGUGAAAAAAGGCAAGAAAAGACACAAGCAGUAAAGAUUUUCAGCGUUUACUCUUUUUAUUAAAAUUUCCUCCCUUCGUUCUAUCAUUGCAGAUUUUAUAGCACAGAUAUAGAACAAAAUUUGAAAUCCCUGAAAUAUUUCAUUGUUAUUUUAUGAUCGAAGCAAACAAUAUUGAUGCUGAAAUAAAUAUUUGUAAAAUAGCAGGAAAGUCAUAUUUACUUUUAAGUUUUAACUAAAGAAUAAAACACUUGAGGCUUGUGUUGUUAUAAUAAAAUAAGCACCGACAGGGUGGUGAUGCGGCCCGACACCAAACAGGGUCACUGUGAAGUGUUCUAUUCUAUGUUUAUGUUCUAUGUUCUCUGUUUUAUUUUAUUUGCCCAAGUUGUUGAAGACAAAGUUUGCAGCAUCGUAACAUAAUCUUUUCUGAAGAUGUCCCAGUGGACUGUUACAAAAGCGCUGACACUGGAGACUCCUUCCAUAAACGUUACAUAAACGACUCCUUACAGAAAAUCAACAAUUACAUUACACGUUUACUUUUUUUUUUUUUAAACAGCAACACAUUCUAAUCUGUUUAGUAUUAACCUUAGAUUUUGUAUAACAUGAAUGAACACAUUCUGACCAAUCAGAUUUGGAGAAUGACAUAAAGUGCCCUCCAUUAAUAUUGUCACCCCAACUCGAGCGUCUUCAGUGUGCCAGACACUACUGGAACUUCAAACGGGAUCGGGUUCUACGGUCAGAUGAAACCAAAAUAGAGCUUUCUGGUAAUAAACACCAGAGGUGGUUUCGGAGCACACAGAGAGGUAGCCGUAUGGAGAAGUGCCUCAUGCCCACGGUUAAAUAUGGAGGUGAAUUGAAAAAGAAAACAUGGCACACCAAACACGUCGGGUUUGAAAUUGCUUUAAAUACACUUUCUCAUAUCUUUAAAAAGUAAACAACCUGUAGCAUGUUCCAAAACACAUGAAGCACAUGGCUAUUUUAUAUUUGUGGCAUUUAUUCUAACAUACAUAGACAAUAUUAAAAAAUGUUUUCCCCUCACACCAUUAAUCAGAAUAAGUGAAAAACACUGGCUGAUGUUUUUGGAUUCACGUGCCAGGGAGUGAGUAGAAGGAACUGGAGGGUAAAUUUGGUACAUUAGGUUUUUUUAAAAAAAAUUUUAGAAUUAGGAUUCCCAGGCCCCUGGUUAA
Molecule: messenger RNA, 2512 nt
Organism: Ictalurus punctatus (channel catfish)
Lineage: Eukaryota; Metazoa; Chordata; Actinopteri; Siluriformes; Ictaluridae
Product: izumo sperm-egg fusion protein 1
Exons: 11
Coding region: 177-1307 (376 amino acids)
Biological process (GO): heterotypic cell-cell adhesion; fusion of sperm to egg plasma membrane involved in single fertilization; sperm-egg recognition
Cellular component (GO): acrosomal membrane; plasma membrane
Molecular function (GO): protein binding involved in heterotypic cell-cell adhesion; signaling receptor binding
Source: RefSeq, a predicted model, not a curated record